AUGCUUUCAUCUCGUUUGAACAAUCAAUUAAAACCAUCGUUGGUUUUAGUAAUUGACCAUAAUCCAUCGAGUUCAUCAUUAGGUUUUCAAUUUGCUUGUGCUUAUGCCUGUGAAACUGUUGAUAAAUUUUCAAACGUUGACAUUCUUUUAACUGAACAUGAUGAAAUAAACUGGUUUCAUUCACAUGUAUUCGCAAAUCGUAAUGAAUUAACAUCAAAAAUACAUGUUAUUAAUAUGUUUGAUGAUAUUCAUUCAACGAAAACAAUAGAAGAAUGUUUGAAAAUAAGUAAUGAAAAAAAUUUAAUUAUUAUUGAAUCUCUUCCUUGGUUAUUAUUACGAACAUCAGAAGGAGAUUUAUCACGUUUAUUACAUAAUUGGAGUAAAUCGAAUAUUGUCAUGGCUGUAAUACCAUUAGAUUGUAUAGAAGAAAAUUCAUUUCUUAAAAAUCUUAUUUCAAUUUCAUAUAUAACAAUACAAAUUAAAAAUCUUCCAAAAUCCGAAACAAUCGAAGCAAGAAUUGAACAACGAUCACGAACAAAUGUUGAUACAAUUAAAUCUUGUUUAACAUGUUCAAUUGAUCGACAAUUAAAUAUAAUUAAUUUACAUGAAGAGAAAAUAAGUAAUCGAAAAUUAAAAUCUGCUGCUAAUACUGAUGGAUCUUCUAAAUCGGAUGUUACGGCUAAUCUAACAUUUAAUCUUCGUCUUAAAGAUGAUGAACUUGUUGCUAAAAAUAAUCUUGUUUUACCAUAUACAAAACAACAAACACAAGUAUCAAGUGAUAGUUGUACAAUACAUUAUUCAUAUGAUAAAGAAGAUGAUAUUGAUGAAGAUGAAGAUGAUGAUUUAGAUUUAUGA
Rotaria sordida is the source of this 855-nucleotide messenger RNA. Lineage: Eukaryota; Metazoa; Rotifera; Eurotatoria; Philodinida; Philodinidae. The record is from the annotation of a GenBank genome assembly.